AUGCCAAAAGAACAAUUUGCAAUCGGAAAACGGGCUGUCGUGUGUCAAGACACUGAAAUGAAAGGUGAAAUUGAUAUAGGCUCAGGAACUGUCUUGCACCCUCAAUGUAAGAUCCUUGCGGAAUCAGGCCCGAUUAUUAUCGGUUCAAACAACAUUAUAGAAGAAAAUGUGACGAUUAUAAACAAACAACCGACACCUUUAAUUAUUGGUGAUGAAAAUGUCUUUGAAGUUGGAUGCUAUGUAGAAGGAUCCAAAAUUGGGAAUAAAAAUGUAAUAGAAGCAAAAGCGAGAAUUUUGGGGAAUACGUCAUUAGGAGACAAUUGCGUUAUUGGUGCCGUUUGCUCAACCAAGAGGGAUGAAGUAAUUCCCAAUAAUACUGUUAUAUACGGUGAUCAUCAUAAUCGGAGAACUCAAACAACAUGCGCAAGCCAACAAUCAAGCUUACAUGCUCGCCACUUGGAUUAUCUUCGCGAGGUGUUGCCAAAAUUCAACCAUGUUCGAAUUGGUGGUGCUAACACAGCCACCGAAUCGGCAGCUAGUAAUCAUCCAAGAAAAGUUAAAGAAAAAGAAAAAGACUCGUCUCACUAA
Messenger RNA from Ambispora leptoticha, 588 nucleotides. The record is from the annotation of a GenBank genome assembly. NCBI's taxonomy places the organism in Eukaryota, Fungi, Glomeromycota, Glomeromycetes, Archaeosporales, Ambisporaceae.